AUGGAGAACAAGUCCUCUAUCUCAGUGCAGUCUUUGACAGCAGCUGAGUCCUCCAGAGUGCAUGUUGGUAACAACUACAGUAUAACCAACUACUUCGGCCAAGACGAAAUCAAUAAAUACCUGGAUGCAUUGCGUUCCACUGACCCUCGCGAGGACAAAGAACGGAUUGAGCAGACUAAUGGUGGUCUGUUGAAGGAUUCUUACGCAUGGAUCGUUAAGAAUCCCGACUUCGUCUCUUGGCGCGAUGACCAGAAUACCCGGCUUUUGUGGAUCAGAGGAGACCCUGGCAAAGGAAAGACAAUGUUGAUGUCCGGCAUCAUCAAUGAGUUACAACCUACCACAAGAUUGGAGAGUCCAGAGAACUGCAUUUCGUUAUCCUACUUCUUUUGCCAAGCCACCAACUCUGGUUUAGACAACUAUACAUCGAUACUACAGGGCUUAGUCUAUCUAUUGGUCACUCAACAACCAAGUCUUGUCUCCCAUCUUAAAGACAGGCACGGCCCGAAUACAAACCAUUGGAACUCUAGAAUCACUUUGGAAAAGGUAUUUCGCAGUAUCCUGGCUGAUGCAGCGAUCCGAGAGAUAUAUUUACUCGUGGACGCACUUGACGAAUGCCUCGAGGACCUUCCCUCCCUCCUCAUGUUGAUAUCGAGCACAUGUUCCCAUGCCAAGUGGAUUGUCAGUAGUCGGAACCGUCACGAGAUUAAAGAGUUCUUGGAACCGUCGCCAUCAAGAAUCUCAGUCUCUCUGGAGCUUAAUGAGAGCUCUGUUUCCAAAGCUGUAGAGAGUUAUAUAAGCUAUCGAACCGGCAUAUUAGUCGAUAGGAAAAAGCUUAAACCCCAGGUGGAACGACAGAUUCAUGAUCAUCUCAGUGAGAACGCCGAGGGUACCUUUCUAUGGGUAGCCCUAGUAUGUCAGCAAUUAGAACGGUGCCGACCUUGGGAGAUCGGCACUACCCUGCGGCGAUUUCCUAAGGGUCUUAACGAGCUUUAUGCGCGAAUGAUGAAUCAAAUCAGCAUGUCUGAUAGCUACGAGCUCUAUAUCAGACUUCUUGCCAUCGCUUCGACCGUUUUUCGCCCUAUCACCUUUUCUGAAAUAAUGGCAAUAGAGGACUUGAACUUGGAAGAGGAAUUGCUUCCUAUUGCCAUAGCAGAGUGCGGUUCUUUCCUGACAACAAAAAAGAAGACAAUUCUAUUCAUUCAUCAGUCUGCUAAAGACUUUCUUAUCAAAGAGUCAAGCAUUUUGCUUUUCCCGUCUGGUCUUAACAAACAUCAUCGCGACCUCUUUGAAAGCUGUGUUACGGCCCUGCAAUGUCUACAUAAGGAUAUGUACCGCCUGGUUUACCCUGGCGUGUCGCUACAGGAAGCUUUUAAGAACCGUCCUGAUCCAGAUCCUCUGGACCACCUAAAGUACGCCUGUUCUUUCUGGAAUGAUCAUCUGAAAGAGGCACACCGGCUCCAUACAGAAGAUGGGAGACAGUGUGAGGUCUUCUGUACUGAGGCUGCGUUUGACUUCAUUGCCGUCAAGUUCCUGUUCUGGUUAGAAGCACUCAGUCUCUGUGGAAAUCUACGGGCGGCAGCGGACGCAUUGCUGUUUCUCAAAAGCCUACCAACUCAGGCCAGCUCUCAGUCAAACCAUCUCGCCUUCACUGAGGAUGGUCUUAGAUUCUUUUAUUCUUUCGGCCCCAUAAUCAACGACUAUCCGCUCCAGGCUUACACAUCUGGUCUGCUUUUCAGCCCAAAAGGAAGCCUCGUACGUCAUCGAUUUGAACAUCUUACACCAGCGAUCUUUUCCGCGAUCCCCGAAUUUGAUGCGAAUUGGAGCCCAAUAUCUAGUACUUUCAAAAUCCCAGAUCUGGAGCAUAAGGCCGACACCGAGGUUCGUAUCAUGAACUUCUCGCUUACAAGCCAGAUGCUAGUAAUAGCUACCCAUGAUUCAAGGUCGGUUGUGUGGCGAGUCAUGGACGAGCCUAUCCCUAGAUUCAUAGAGCAUAAGGAUAUGAUAUGGCCCACGCCGUCGCCAGAUGGGAAGUGUCUGGCUGUUAUCGAAGUUGCGACGUAUGACCAUCAAAAGACAAUCCAAUUAUAUCACUUGAGUUUGAAAAGUAUUAUUUGGACUUGGAAGAUUGGCCAUUGCGAAGUCCUAGGUAUGGACUUUUCGCCUGACAGUCGCCGACUUGCAGUGUGUUCUAACGAAAAAUUGGUACUCUAUGACCUCAAAACUGGUGUGUCUCGAAAGUGGCCCGUGGAGCUGGAGCAUAAUUAUAUCGCAUAUUCGGUAUCCUUCUCAUCAGACUAUGCCUUGGUUGCCUUCCAAUUCCAUCUUUAUGAGGACACGGAGACCAUUUGGAUCCUCGAUCUCGAAACGGGAACGCAGUACGAGAAGGCUUAUAAUGAGCACUGUGACCAAAUAUACGACGCCAAGUUCAUCCCUGGUACGCACUCGCUUUUAGUUUGCACUUAUGAAAAGGCAAUCUACAAAUGGGAUUAUUUCGAGGAUAAAUACGAAGAAUGGAGUCGCUUUGACCAUGAAACCAGGUUUCUAGCCUUCUCGUAUUCUGAGUCGUGGAUGGUUAUAGGAAACUAUUCAGAGGCUUUCCUGUACGAUAGAGACCAACUAACUCUACUUCAAAGCUUGAGUCUACCGACCCAGCAGUCCUUGUGCAGAAUCUCUGUUUCUUUUGAUGACCAGAAAAUUGCACUAUGUGCUGAGUCGGAGAUCUGGAUCGUGGAUGUUCCUGCUCUUUUUGUUAGCCAGACUUCUUCGAUGCGAGGGGAGUAUGGGAAACUUCGAGUUUCUGAUAAUGGACGAAGGAUAGUCUAUGAAUUGGGUGACAGGAUCGAAGUCUGGGAUGUGACGACAAGAAGCAUCCUAUCAUCGUUGGCCAAAAGUAAUGUCGUGCAUGGAGCCUCAUGGGAUAUGGCAAUCUCGCCGGGGGGCCAGCACCUGGCAUUCGUUGAUUCAUCAUCAGUAUCUACAUGGAAUCUCGUCAACAAUGAACUGCAAAAGCUUUCGAUACACAAUUCAACUGGCAAGCAGCUUGCCAUAUCUGACAAGAUCGGUAAUGAAGGUCCUUGGGUGGCUGUUUCUGAGUCCCCGAGCGUCGUGGCUGUAUGGAACCUUACGAAAAGCAACCCCAAGAUAUCUAUUGAGACUCCUGAUACUGAACAGAGUGUUGCUUCAUUGGCGUUUUCCAGCGAUCACCUUGGAGUUGUAUGGGGAAAAGGGGUUCAAAGUCACGGCGCUAUAUUAAUAUUGUACCAAAUCAGAACUAGGCGAAAGGUCUAUGCGUUGGCUGGCUGCCCUUCUCUAUGGAAUGCACGGUUCCGAUUGUCACUCAGUGGAAAGUGGGCUAUAUUCGAGUCUUGUACCUACGACCCCUCAAUCAUCUGCAGUUGGAGAACAGAACCUUUCGCUUUUCCCUUUCACAUGGACGCAGGGCACUUCUUCUUCCUUGACGACUCGACCCUCUCCACGAGUAGAGGGAUCCGUCAUUUAGACACGAUACGUGCUGAUGAAAGACGGGUGACAACACUAAUUGGAGAUCAAUGGCCACACGAGAGACGGAGAAUUCCAGAAAGGGAUGCAAUCCGUCAAACCUUUGAGUCAUACGGACGCAGCAUUGACGGCACUUGGAUAACAUUGGAUAGCAAGCCGCUAUUAUGGCUACCUGCAGCGCAUCGUUCUGAACGGGUGAUUGUAGGACAUGAUCACAUCAUUCUUAUUGGUACUUCGGCCAUUCUUCCUAUUUGUUUUACAAAGGAAGCAAAGGAAUGUUUGCGGCAAUGUUUCAGAAAACUAUCUGUAUAG
This is a messenger RNA of Fusarium odoratissimum NRRL 54006, 3810 nucleotides long. RefSeq lists its product as uncharacterized. Gene Ontology annotation, molecular function: protein binding. The transcript is spliced from 2 exons. The record is from RefSeq and is a predicted model, not a curated record. The coding region runs from base 1 to 3810 and encodes 1269 amino acids. NCBI's taxonomy places the organism in Eukaryota, Fungi, Ascomycota, Sordariomycetes, Hypocreales, Nectriaceae.